Daucus carota subsp. sativus is the source of this 1812-nucleotide messenger RNA. Its product is annotated as scarecrow-like protein 15. The transcript has a single exon. Gene Ontology annotation, biological process: regulation of DNA-templated transcription. Gene Ontology annotation, molecular function: sequence-specific DNA binding; DNA-binding transcription factor activity. Gene Ontology annotation, cellular component: nucleus. The record is from RefSeq and is a predicted model, not a curated record. The coding region runs from base 131 to 1621 and encodes 496 amino acids. Lineage: Eukaryota; Viridiplantae; Streptophyta; Magnoliopsida; Apiales; Apiaceae.
UGCAUUCCACUACUUAUAUAUUUGUUUCUACUUCCACUUCAACUUCCACCAGAAAAAAAUACUAGCACAGAGUACACAAAUAUUCCAAAACUCUGGUAUUGAAUUGCAGCUCCCUAAGCUCAGGCAGGAGAUGAAAGUCCCAUUCACCUCACCCCAAUUCGAAACCACCCACAAAUUCUACGAGCCCAAGUCCGUCCUCGAUCUCCGCCGCAGCCCCAGCCCCCCUCUCGCCGACAAACCCGCACCCCUGCCUCAUCUCAGCCACUACUCCGCCACCGACUCUGACCUCACUCUUCACCACCUGGAUCAAGACGAGCAUGCUCUGAGCCACCUGGAAGAUUGGGACUCACUCAUGAGGGACUUAGGCCUCCAUGACGAUAACAAUUCUCUUCACUUGUCUAGAUCAAUUCCUCAGGACCCUAUUCUUCCUCCACCUCAGCACCUGAUCACCGAUCUUCCGAUUCCUUCGUACGAUCAAUCGUCUAAUUUCGAGUUCACUAACUUCCACUCCAGUUUCGCGACCGAUCAAGCACUUAUGAGCCAGUACAACUCUGAGUUCGAUUUUGUAGAUGAGCUGAUCAGGCUCGCUGAGUGCUUCGAGACUAAUUCGCUACAGCUGGCGCAGGCGAUACUUGCGCCACUCAAUCACCGCCUCUCGUCCCCAAACGGUAAGCCGCUGCAACGCGCGGCUUUCUAUUUUAAGGAAGCGCUGCAGUCUCUGCUUACUGGAAAUACUCUGCCUGAUAACUCUUCUGAAAAUGUUGUUCAGACUAUCAAGGCUUACAGGACGUUCUCUAAUGUCUCACCGAUCCCGAUGUUCGCCAACUUCACCGCCAAUCAGGCGAUUCUCGAGGCGGUGGAAGGCGCGAUGAUCGUCCACGUCAUCGAUUUCGACAUCGGGUUCGGUGGACAAUGGGCCUCGUUCAUGAGAGAAAUCGCGGAGAAUCGGAAAAGUAAUCCACCGGUUAUUCGGAUCACGGCGAUUGUCCCGGAGGACUAUGCUAUGGAGUCUAGACUUAUGACGGAGAAUUUGUGUCAAUUUGCUCGGGAGCUGAAUAUUGGAUUCGAAAUCGAUUUCAUUUCGGUGCGGACGUUCGAAUUCUUGUCGUUCAAGUCCGUGAAAUUCGCGGAAGGUGAGAAGAUUGCUGUGCUGUUAUCUCCGACGAUCUUCCGUCGAAUCGGCGCCGGUUUCGUGACGGAUCUGCGGCGAAUUUCGCCGCACGUGGUGGUGCACGUUGAUUUCGAAGGCUCGAUAGCGUCUUCGUUUCGACAGGCCGUGAUUGAAGGCCUGGAAUUCUACUCCACCGUGUUUGAGUCACUGGAAGCGGCGAAUGUCGGCGUCUGCGGCGGCGACUGGAUCAGAAAGAUUGAGAUGUUCGUGAUGCUCCCGAAGAUAAUCUCAGCUAUGGAAGCGGCAGGCCGCCGUGAGACGCCGUGGAGGGAGGUGUUCGCCGGCGCCGGGUUUAGGGCAGUAGGGUUGAGUCAGUUUGCUGAUUUUCAAGCGGAGUGUUUACUCAGGAGGGUCCAGGUGAGGGGGUUCCACGUGGCGAAACGACAGGCUGAGAUGGUGCUUUGUUGGCACGAUCGGGCCCUAGUGGCCACGUCAGCAUGGAGGUUCUAAUUAAUCUAGGUUUAGAUUAUGGUUUGAAUUGGAUUAGGGGUUUAAAGUAUGGAUUGGUAUACCUUCCUCUGUAACCUUUAUGUAAGUUUAAGGUUAGGGGAUGUUAAUAAGUAAUUAAGUGUAUGAACAAUGAACCUUAACAGCUCUGUUUCCUUUGCUUUUUAUUUUUCUUAUAUGUAUUUUGUAGUUUA